Messenger RNA from Populus nigra (black poplar), 3201 nucleotides. Its product is annotated as ion channel CASTOR-like. The transcript is spliced from 12 exons. Gene Ontology annotation, biological process: monoatomic ion transport. NCBI's taxonomy places the organism in Eukaryota, Viridiplantae, Streptophyta, Magnoliopsida, Malpighiales, Salicaceae. The coding region runs from base 64 to 2718 and encodes 884 amino acids. The record is from RefSeq and is a predicted model, not a curated record.
AAAGAAUGGUUAAUCAUUAAUCAAACACAAAAAAUAGAAAACAUUUCAAUAAAAAAACCCACCAUGUCCCUCGACUCCGAAGACUCACCGUCUCCUUCCUUCGACAGGGACUGGUUCUUCCCUUCACCUUCUUUCAUCCACGAGUCGCCUCCUAAAUCUCCAAAAUCCCACCGCAGAUUCCCCACUACUCCCAAGCAUUUUCCUGAUUCCAUCCUCUCUAAAUCGCAGUCUUUUCGACCAUCCUCCUCUAUUCCCCCCCCAGCCACUUCUAAAUACGGCAUACUUCGCCGGCGCGUGGAAUUCCCUCGACCACUAAUUAAACCUUCAAAACAAGAACAACAUGAUUCCUUUUUGGACCGGAAACCCGUUGUUCCCAGUGAGAAGAAGCAGUCUACUGAGAAGGUUUCUUCCGGGCCAUCGGUUCAUCGGGUCAGAUUCAGAUGGGAUUUGACCAUCACAGUAGCUAUUGUUAUUACUGCUUUGGCUUCGUCGGUACACAAGAAUUUUACCUUACAUAACCAAGUAAUUGAUUUGCAGGAUCAAAUAUUGAAACUAAAUGUUACAUUGCGAGCGUGUAAUUCAUUCUCCAAUGUAGAUGCUUCUGAUUCAGUAAUGCAGGAGAUUGAUGAUUAUGAUUAUGGUGGUGAUAAUGGGUUAAAGAAUUUGGCUUUGAUUGUUUCACUUACGCUAUUGGCUAUUCCAGUUCUUGCUUUCAAGUACAUUGAUUUUGUAUCAACAUCGAGAUCGUCGGGUAAUAUCUGGGAAGCGGUGCUAUUGAAUAAGCAGCUUGCCUAUCGGGUGGAUGUUUUCUUAUCGGUUCGUCCAUAUGCGAAGCCUUUGGCGUUGUUAGUUGCGACACUGCUGGUUAUUUGUCUUGGUGGCUUGGCAAUGUUUGGUGUGACAAAUGAUAGUUUAGCGGAUUGUCUUUGGUUAUCUUGGACAUUUGUAGCUGAUUCGGGCAAUCAUGCUAAUUCAGAGGGGAUUGGUCCAAGGCUUGUUUCUGUUUCUAUUAGCUUUGGUGGGAUGCUUAUUUUUGCUAUGAUGCUUGGGCUUGUGUCUGACGCUAUUUCUGAGAAGUUCGAUUCGUUAAGGAAAGGAAGAAGCAAAGUGGUUGAGCAAAACCAUACUCUAAUUCUUGGGUGGAGUGAUAAAUUAGGAUCGCUGCUGAAUCAGCUCGCUAUAGCCAAUGAGAGUUUGGGGGGAGGAAUUGUUGUGGUGAUGGCUGAACGAGACAAAGAAGAGAUGGAAAUGGAUAUUGCUAAAAUGGAGUUCGACUUCAAAGGAACAUUUGUCAUAUGCAGAAGCGGGAGCCCUUUAAUUCUGGCUGACCUGAAAAAGGUAUCUGUCUCCAAGGCCCGUGCAAUAAUUGUCCUUGCUGAAGAUGGAAAUGCUGACCAGAGUGAUGCUCGUGCAUUGAGAACCGUCUUAAGUCUUAUAGGAGUGAAAGAAGGGCUGAAAGGGCACAUUGUCGUGGAGCUAAGUGAUCUUGACAAUGAGGUUCUUUUGAAACUUGUUGGUGGAGAUCUUGUUGAAACUGUUGUAGCUCAUGAUGUUAUUGGCCGCUUGAUGAUUCAAUGUGCUCGGCAGCCAGGACUUGCACAGAUCUGGGAAGACAUACUCGGGUUUGAAAAUUGUGAGUUUUAUAUCAAAAGAUGGCCACAGUUGCACGGCAUGCAAUUUGAGGACAUACUAAUCAGUUUUCCUGAUGCUAUACCUUGUGGGAUCAAGGUUGCUUCCUUUGGGGGUAAAAUUAUCCUGAAUCCUGAAGACUCAUAUGUUCUACAAGAAGGUGAUGAAGUCCUUGUCAUAGCAGAAGAUGAUGAUAGCUAUGCUCCAGCAGCAUUACCUACGGUCAAAGAAGCAUCAUUCAUGCACAUUGCCCAACCUGCAAGAAUGCCACAGAAGAUUCUACUUUGUGGAUGGAGGAGGGACAUUGAUGAUAUGAUUGUGGUGUUGGAUGCAUUUUUAGCACAAGGUUCAGAGCUCUGGAUGUUCAAUGAUGUUCCUGAAAAAGAGAGGGAAAGGAAGCUUAUUGAUGGUGGCCUGGACUUGAGUAGGUUGGAAAAUAUACAACUGGUUAAUCGAGAGGGAAAUACAGUCAUAAGACGUCAUUUAGAAAGCCUUCCUUUGCAAUCUUUUGAUUCGAUUUUAAUUUUGGCUGACGAGUCAGUUGAAGAUUCAGCCAUGCAAGCAGACUCCAGAUCUCUUGCCACAUUACUAUUGAUUCGUGAUAUUCAGUCGAAGCGUCUCCCAAUGUCAAACCAGGUUCACGGAGGAAGCUUCUCACAAGACACGUGGAUUGGGGAGAUGCAGCAGGCUUCAGAUAAAUCAGUAAUAAUAAGUGAAAUUCUGGACCCAAGAACUAAAAAUUUACUGUCCAUGUCAAAGAUCAGCGAUUAUGUUCUAUCAAAUGAGCUUGUCAGCAUGGCGUUGGCCAUGGUUGCAGAGGAUCAACAAAUAAAUGAUGUAUUAAAAGAGCUCUUCGCAGAGGAGGGAAAUGAGCUACAAAUAAGGCAAGCGGAUCUUUACCUUUUUGAAGGCGAGGAAUUGAGUUUCUAUGAAGUACUCAUACGAGCCAGACAGAGAAGAGAGAUUGUCAUUGGAUACCGUGUAUCUAAUGCUGAAAGAGCUGUUAUCAAUCCACCCGCCAAAAGUGAGAGAAGGAGGUGGUCAUUAAAAGAUGUUUUUGUGGUUAUUGCAGAGAAGGAAUGGGAAUGAGACAUUUUUGUUUUCACACACCCUGAACAGGAUAUAUUCUUUGAAAAAAAUCAGAUGGGCACCUAGGAAAACAGCAACAGCAAGUGUUCUGCAGUUUCUGCUGAGUCUGGCAAAAGAAGAAGAAAAAAAUACCGCAGAUGUACAUAUGUGCAACGGGAGAAUGUACAUUCACAUCUAGAAUAUUUCUUGUACAAAAGUUCAACCUCAGAAGUUUUGGAUUUUUGGCAAGGAUAGAGUUCCCGGUCAAUUGGUAAAGUCGAUUGCCAACUACUGUGAAAAUUCUAGUAGAUUUUUUCCCACAAUUUGCUUAUACUGCGAUGAGGCAGCAAGCAAUGAAACAACUCAUUGUUCUGAAUUAACAUGCUAGAGAGCCUAAGAGCUUUAUGUAAAAUGUUUAUAGUUGCGAACAGAAUCAUGUACUUGUAUUACAAACAACAUAUUUGGUUACGAAAGAGCUGUUCUGUUUCCCAGGACGUGAUUGCA